This is a messenger RNA of Colletotrichum graminicola M1.001, 1545 nucleotides long. RefSeq lists its product as uncharacterized. The record is from RefSeq and is a predicted model, not a curated record. Gene Ontology annotation, molecular function: DNA-binding transcription factor activity, RNA polymerase II-specific; zinc ion binding. Gene Ontology annotation, biological process: regulation of DNA-templated transcription. NCBI's taxonomy places the organism in Eukaryota, Fungi, Ascomycota, Sordariomycetes, Glomerellales, Glomerellaceae. The coding region runs from base 1 to 1545 and encodes 514 amino acids. The transcript is spliced from 3 exons.
AUGCCAGCUGCCGAGGGCCUGAAUAUGGUGAGCGACGUAUUGGACGCCGCGGACAAGUCGCGACAAAAGAGCUGCAACGCCUGCGUACGGAGCAAGAGGCGCUGCGACAAGCGGACCCCACGGUGCACCCGCUGCGCGGAGAAGAACUUCUCGUGCGUGUACCAAAACAUGCCGUCCGCCUCCUCCGCCGCCCACGCCGCUAGGAGUGGUACUGGAGCCGAGGCGUGCAUGCCCACCGCCAACAGCAACCCCGGCCUGGGCACCUCCUCGUCAUCUCCCUCCUCUUUCCCUGCGGCAUUUGCUGUCACUGGCCAAAACGACCCCCUCGAGGCCAUGGACCUUGGAGACGACGAUGACUGUAUGCCGUCUUUCAACUUCAACACACUCGACGGCCACCACCUUCAGCAUCGACACGAACAACAACAGCAGCAACAGCCGGGAUCGUCGUCAUACAUCGACGGCGGACUCCGGACCUUGGUGGUGACAGAGGACAUGAGAGACAGCGGCAACAACAGCACGCCGUUGCCGUCGACGCCGUCGCUGAACCUCGGCAUAGACGCCUCGAACACAUCCUUCGACUUCAACUCGGUAAUGGACUUCAUCAACGCGGACCCGGUGACGGGCGGUGAGAUGCAGCUCUGGGAGAUGCCGUUGACGCCUGUCGUGCAAAAGACCAUGACGCCCGAGCUGAACCGGACGAAUUCCUCCAUUUGGGAGGAAGAGAUGCCGGGUAUGUGCUCAGAGAGCGCAUUUAGACCAUGGGAGAUCCACGAACCCUCUUCGCGGGUCGGCCACCUCGUCGGCGCUGUCAAGAACAUGCACGUCACCUUCGCCCAGACAAAGCAGACCCCUUUCCUCCACCGUCACCUCUACCGCGGCACACGCGAGACGCCACGGCCCCUAUUGGCCGCCUACACUGCGAUCUCGGCAUACGUGGGGCGCACCGAGGCCAACAAGGACUGGGCCAUCCGUGCCCUGUGUGAGGGCACGAACGAGGUCCUCAAAGGGUCUCUGGGCAAGGCGUCGCACCUGACGGGGCAUGAGAAACUCGCCAGGACGCAGGCACUGUGGCUGCUGCAGACAAUUAGGUGCUUCGAUGGCGACAUAUAUUUGAGGGCGCAGGCGGAGCAAGACAUGGCCGUCCUACAGGCGUGGUUGAAGGAUCUUGAAGUCAUGAGGGACAACUUUGACGAGGUCCACUUGCUGGAUGAGGGAGCGGUGAGAGGGAGGGCGCCACGGUCCUGGGAGGUAUGGUUGUUUAACGAGUGUGUGAGGAGGAUGGUUUUUAUGGGAUACAUGUUCAUAAGCCUUUUUGAGAUGCUCAAGGCUUCUGAUGAUCAAGGCCCGGACCCUACGCGCUGGCUGUUGCCCCACCGAUGGACCUUCUCUAGGCACCUCUGGGAAGCCGACUCGUCGCCUGCCUUCUACUCGGCGUGGCGCGAGAAGCCGGUGUUUCUUGUCAAUAGCUUCUUCUUGCAGCGGGUCGCCAAGAUGGCGCGGCCAGCGGAUGUGGAUGACUUUGCGAGGUUGUUCCUCACCAUGUAG